AUGGCAGAACCAACGGAAACGGCCCGUAUUUCAGACUGGCACUCAAUUCUUACGCUCAUCGUCUUCCUGGUCACAAAUAUUGUGGUGCUCUUCCCAUUCCACAUUCCUUUUUACGCCCCUCGGUUCGUUAUACGUGCCGUCCUGGGCUGUUUAAGCGCCAUUCGAGUGAUAUCACCAACCGGACGCGCGACCCAACAUGGCUCACUUCAGGAGCAGAAGGGGCCCGGCGACACCAAGCAUUUUGUUCGCCUCCGACUUCCAAUGAAUUUUGUCACCGCGCCUCUCAUAGCGGACCUCUUUCUGUUGGCAGUAGGGGCCAUUGGCCGACAAGAAGUCCAUGAUGGAACAAUUGGCGCAAAUAACAUUUCGCCAAUCGACAUCAUGGCUUUCUUCCUUACGCUUGCCUACAUUGCCAUUUCGAUCGAUGCAUCCGGUCUUAUUCGAUGGCUCGCCUUCAAGGUGCUCCAAUGGGGUGGAAAAGUCGGGCAUAGGCUAUUCUUCUACCUAUAUGCCUUUUUCUUCGCAUUGGGAAGUUUUAUCGGCAAUGACCCCAUCAUUCUCUCGGGCACAGCUUUUCUCGCCUACAUGACACGAGUGUCGAAGAACAUCGACCAUCCGAAAGCCUGGAUUUACAGUCAAUUCGCCGUCGCCAAUAUCGCAUCAGCUAUUCUUGUGUCAUCCAACCCGACGAAUCUGGUACUUGCUGGAGCGUUUGAUAUCAAGUUCAUCCACUACACAGCCAACAUGAUUGUCCCCGUUGUGAUAACGGCCGUGGUUUUAUUUCCGUUUCUUCUAUAUUUUGUCUUCGCCGACCCGUCCCUCAUACCCACCUCGAUUGAGAUGGAGACACUUUCGCAGGAAGAAAAAGCGAAAGCCCCAGUCAAUCCAAAUAUUCCCUACGCACGCGGGGCAAUUAACAGCGAAGACGAAAUGUCGGCCAGCGACGAUCCAAGGAAACUCCUUCCCCUGGAGGAGAUCAUGAAUCCUUUCCUUGACAAGCGCGGUGCUGCAUUCGGAGCUGUCAUUAUGGCCACGACACUCAUCACGGUGCUUGCUCUGAACGCUGCCAGCACGAGCAGCGGCGAACAUCCAGUUUUCUGGGUAACCCUCCCCGCUGCUUUUGUCAUGUUCUGUUGGGACAUUGCGUCUGGGUGGCACGAUAGGGAGAAGACUCGAGAGAUUGCGAGAAAGGGACGCCGAGAAGCAGAACGAGCCAGAACUGAGAAGGCAAAUAGGUCUAAGGAUGCUGAAACAGAAAAGAACCGACAACGCGAGAUGCAGGAAAUGAUGGCGAUUCAACCAGAGCCGCCCAACACGACACCACAAGGUCAAAUUCAGAUCAAUGUCACGAAUGCCGAUAACGAUAUGCGUUCGGCGGCAUUAAUCAACCAGUCUCCUGAUCUGACCCCUCCCUCGCCGGAUAGUGACGAGAGUCAUACUACUGUUCCGAGUUCGCCUUCAACCUCUUCAACCUCCACCAAAGUAGAGGGGACCAACAAUUUUGAGAGAAGUCCAUCAUUGGCCGAUGCGAUGUGUUCAUUAGAACGGACAGAAUCUGGCGUUUUUGUCGCCAACUCGACGGGCCAAAAACCUGAUGAGAGUCUCCCGGGUCCAGUGAUUUCAGAAGGCCGGAAGGGAAUUGCAGAAGAUUCCCCACCGAGACAAGACGCCAGGCCUACAACAUUGGUUUCACUUAUCAAGAAGGGAUAUAGCUGGCUGCAGGAUACGUUCCCCACAGCCACUGUCGUCAUCUCACAUCUCCCCUUCGCCCUGGUGCCCUUUGCAUUUGCCAUGUUUGUCCUGGUCCAAGCCUUGGUCACCAAAGGCUGGGUAAAGGUCUUUGCCUAUGGCUGGGAUCACUGGGUGAACAAAACAGGGACUGUGGGCAGCAUAGGAGGAAUGGGGUUUCUCUCUGUCAUUCUCUGCAAUUUCGCAGGCACGAAUAUAGGGACCACGAUUCUUUUAUCCCGUGUUAUCCAAGAAUGGGUCAACAUCCAUCACGAGAACCGUACUAGCAUCAGCGAUCGGACUUUUUGGGGCACAGUGUAUAGUAUGGCACUUGGUGUUAAUUACGGAGCGUUCAGCACCGCAUUCAGCGCAUCACUAGCAGGACUUCUUUGGCGCGACAUUCUCGCUCGCAAGCAUAUUCACGUCAAAGCUGUUGAAUUUGCGCGGGUCAAUUUCCCUAUCAUCGCCAUUGCCAUGGUCGUCGGCUGUUCAGCACUGGUUGCUGAGGUCUACAUUAUGAGACACAACACCCCGUACAAGGAAUUCUUGUAA
This is a messenger RNA of Ilyonectria robusta, 2280 nucleotides long. RefSeq lists its product as uncharacterized. Lineage: Eukaryota; Fungi; Ascomycota; Sordariomycetes; Hypocreales; Nectriaceae. The transcript is spliced from 3 exons. Gene Ontology annotation, biological process: transmembrane transport. Gene Ontology annotation, cellular component: membrane. The record is from RefSeq and is a predicted model, not a curated record. Bases 1 to 2280 code for a protein of 759 amino acids.